UUAAAUUAGAAUUAAAGAUUUAAAUUUGGUAGAAUUUCGUGAUGGAUUCAGUAUUCAAUACUUUACGACAGACUGCUUGUUGUAGUGUUUCGGAUAGCGAAUCUGAUGAAUAUUCGAUUGAAAAAGUAACAGAAAAUAUCACUUCUACUGUUGAAAAAACUAUAGAAACGACAAUUAUCACGUUAAAACCGAAGAAAAUGAAAGCAGUGAAAGAUACCAGAGAAAUAAUAUACACAAGCGUUAUGUAUUUUUCUGUAUUCUUCUUCAUUGUCGUCAUUUUUACGUGUCUCGCCAUUGUGAAAAAGACUACGUGGCACGAAUAUGUCUUAAAGAUAGAUUGCUUUUCUAUGGCGAAUUCUUCGUUAGUAAAUGAAAAUAAGUGCUUAGAAAGAAGGUGUCUAUGGUUCAGCAGCGAAGUUCAGGGUGAACCUCAAUGCUUCUUCCCAAUUGGUUACGGGUAUAAAUUAAGAGGAAGAGCCAAAUCGACUAAGAAAGGAAAAGAAGUUUUCUUGGAUAAGAAAGAAGAUUCGUUUUCUGUGUUCAAAAAUGAAGUGAAGUUCUUAAAAUUAACUCUCGAUUACGAAACUAGAAGCAGAGUUCAUUUCAAAAUUUUCGAUCCGGACAGUGUUAGAUACGAAGUUCCUGUAGAAUUAACACCAUCAACGGGGACACCGAGUAUAAGAGAUUACGAAGUGGAUUUUGUUAAUGAUCCACAAUUUGGGAUUCAAAUUAAAAGAAAAUCGACGGGGACGUUAAUUUUCGACACCGAUACUCCGGGAACUGUUUUUACCGAUCAGUUUCUACAGAUGACAAUUAAAUUACCUAGUUCUAACUUAUACGGACUGGGAGAACAUAAAACUACGACUUAUAAACACGACACUAACUGGAAGAAGUGGACUUUCUUCGCUAGAGAUGAACCACCCGUGGCUUAUAAUAAUUUGUACGGUGUUCAUCCUUUCUAUAUGAUAGUAGAACGUGACGGAAAUGCUCACGGUGUCUUUUUUCUAAACAGUAACGCAAUGGAAGUAACUAUUCAACCACAUCCUGCCAUUACUUUCCGUAGUAGCGGAGGGAUUUUUGAUUUUUACGUAUUUAUGGGUCCUACUCCCGAAGACGUGGUCAAGCAAUACUUGCAGUUAAUAGGUUUUCCUAUGUUUCCUCCAUAUUGGAGCCUGGGAUUUCAGAUGUCAAAAUGGGGUUACGGUAACGUUACAUACGUUAAGGACAUUAUACAGCAGACAAUCGAUGCAAACAUACCUAUGGAUGUUCAAUUUUUCGAUAUCGAUUAUAUGGAAGGUAAUAGAGAUUUCACAUACGAUGCACAGAAAUUCGGAGAUUUACCAUCUCUGGUCGAUUGGUUACACUCGAAAAAUAUGAAAAUAGGAAUCAUAUUGGAUCCAGCAAUCGGCAGUGAUGACAGUUUGCUCGGUAAAUAUCCUCCCUUAGAUGAUGGUCUCGAAAGAGAUAUAUUUGUCAAAAAUCGUACCGGAGCCAAUUUACAAGCUAAGGUGUGGCCAGGAUUAACUUAUUAUCCAGAUUUUUCCAAACCACAAACCGAAGAAUAUUGGUUCAAACAUUGCAACGAUUUCCAUAAAAUAGUUCCUUACGAUUGCUUAUGGAUCGAUAUGAACGAACCAUCCAGUUUCGCUGAUGGUUCCGUGUACGGAUGCGAAAAGAAUAAUUUGAAUUACCCUCCCUUCACUGCAAAUGUUUUGGGGUCUAAGAAAGACGGAAGAAUCUUCGAAAAGACGAUAUGCAUGGAUGCAGAACAACACGUAGGAAAGCAUUACGACGUUCAUAGUUUAUACGGUUAUUAUCAUUCUAAAGUAACUUACGGUACCCUGACGAAAAUACACGAAGGAAAACGCCCAAUGGUGCUGACUCGAUCUACCUUUUCGGGAAGUGGCAAAUACACGGCUCAUUGGUUGGGCGAUAAUUUAAGUUCUUGGACACAUCUAAGAGAUUCUAUACCCGGAAUACUCGAAUUCAAUCUCUUCGGCUAUCCUUUAAUAGGUGCAGACAUUUGCGGUUUCGAAGAUAACACUACGGCUUCAUUGUGUGCUCGGUGGUUUCAGUUAGGAGCCUUCUAUCCGUUUUCUCGAAAUCAUAACGGAUUUUAUUGUAUUCCACAACAUCCGACUGCUUUAGGUAACUUAGUUGUUAAAGCAGCCAAACAGGCACUAACGACUCGUUAUACAUUGUUACCUUAUCUUUAUACGUUAUUUUAUUACGCACACGUGGAAGGUUCUACGGUGGCACGUCCACUGUUACACGAAUUUCCGAAAGACAAGAAUACUUGGGAUAUUAAUUUUCAGUUUCUCUGGGGUGCUGCUCUUUUAAUUUCUCCAGCAGUUUAUGAAAAAGAAGACAAAGUUUUCGCUUAUUUUCCUGCUGGUGUUUGGUACGAUUUUUAUACGGUAAGAUUGAUGCAAAAUUAGGUAAAUCGGAUGAAGUGUUUCUGUGUUAAUUUAAAGACAGAAAAUAUACAAAAUGUUUAGCUUGAAAGUGCCAGUAUUUUCAUCAAAACAAAUUUGCACCAGGCAGAUUAAUUAAUAUGCAUCAAUGUC
Centruroides sculpturatus (bark scorpion) is the source of this 2567-nucleotide messenger RNA. RefSeq names its product lysosomal alpha-glucosidase-like. Gene Ontology annotation, molecular function: alpha-1,4-glucosidase activity; carbohydrate binding. Gene Ontology annotation, biological process: carbohydrate metabolic process. The transcript is spliced from 17 exons. The record is from RefSeq and is a predicted model, not a curated record. Bases 42 to 2438 code for a protein of 798 amino acids. NCBI's taxonomy places the organism in Eukaryota, Metazoa, Arthropoda, Arachnida, Scorpiones, Buthidae.